CCCCCAGUCCACUAAGGGGGAAAUAAAGGCCCCUUUUCUCAUCCACCGCCCCCUCCGCCGCCAAACCCGCCGUCACUAACGUCUCCUGCGCUCGCGAACGCCGCCAUAAGGAGCCCGUUCGGAUCUCGUCGCGCUCCUUCCCUCCCCCCACCGCCUUCCUCCUUCUCCUCGAAGGGACUUCCGCCUGAGAAGGUGACUAAGAGACUGCCUGUUUGGUUUAACAACCGAUCCCUCCAAACUCGACACGUCCGAAGAGCGAAAAGAGAGAGAACGCGAUUCGAUUACCUAAGCGAGACGCGGCGGCGGGAUGAGACAGCAGCCCCCGACUCAGGCAAUGAAGUAGACACCCUGCUGUGCUACGAAAAAAGGAGGGGGGGGGAUAACUCCGCCAUGGAUCAGGAGACCGAAGGACCCCUACAGGAUUGAGGCGCCGCCUCAAGGCCGAGCUAUGGAGUUGAUAGCGGGCUGCUACGAACAGGUUCUAUUCGGGUUCGCCGUACAGCCGAAUGAGUUUCUGAACUGGGCAGUCUCUCCUGAUUUCACCCACCACGCUCACAAUGCUUCAUUGUCAGCAAUUGCUGUGAAUGACACGUAUGUCAUCACUGGCAGCAGAGAUGAAACUAUACAAAUCUACAACAUGAAGAAGAGAGUAGAACAUGGGGCCUUGCUGCAACACAAUGGCACCAUCACCUGCUUGGAAUUCUAUGGCAGCACACACUUACUGAGUGGCGCUGAAGAUGGCUUGAUAUGCAUUUGGAACACCAAAAACUGGGAAUGCCUGAAAUCCAUUAAAGCACACAAGGGACAUACAACAUCUCUUUCUGUUCAUCCUUCUGGAAAGUUGGCUUUGUCAGUAGGAACAGACAAGACAUUACGGACAUGGAACCUUGUAGAAGGAAGAUCAGCUUUUGUAAAAAAUCUAAAACAAAAUGCACAUCUUGUUAAAUGGUCUCCUAGUGGAGAAUCGUAUGUGGUGGUUACAGCUAAUAAACUGGAUAUAUACCAACUUGCAACCGCUUCUGUCUCUGGCACCAUUGUUUCAGAAAAGAGAGUGUCUUCAGUAUCAUUUAUUGGAGAGAACAUACUUAUUGUUGCUGGAGAUGACGAAUUCAUACGGUUAUUUGACUGUUUAUCACAGGAAUGUAUCCGAACAUUUAAAGCUCAUGAAAACAGGAUAAAAGAGAUCUACUGUUUUGAUGCAACAGAAGAGUCACAUGUUAUGGCGACUGUGUCGAGUGAUGGAUACAUUAGGAUGUGGAAUUUUGAACCUGAAUAUAUUGAUAAGAGGGCACCCUUUUUGCUAUGUGAAGUCAAUACCAAAGCCAGGCUUACUUGCGUUGCAGUCUGGCUCAAAAGCAAUUCAGAAGCUAAAAAGACCUCUGAUGAAGCUGAAACAUCUUCAUCUCAAGUAAGUGAAGAACCACCAAUCAAGAAAAUAUGCGGAACCAACAGUGGUAAGACGGCAGAGAGAGAUAGUCAAGAAGCUUCCAAGAAAAGAAAAUCCACAAAUGUGCAGCAAAAGAAGAAAAAGAUAUUGCAGAGAUUGAAAUGAAUGAGUUUUCAUUACAUUUGGUAUUAUGAACAUACAAUAAAUUAUCAUUAACCAUGUUUUCCA
Messenger RNA from Heteronotia binoei (common prickly gecko), 1615 nucleotides. It is a transcript of the gene PAK1IP1, whose product is annotated as PAK1 interacting protein 1. Bases 449 to 1552 code for a protein of 367 amino acids. Lineage: Eukaryota; Metazoa; Chordata; Lepidosauria; Squamata; Gekkonidae. Gene Ontology annotation, molecular function: protein binding. The transcript has 10 exons. The record is from RefSeq and is a predicted model, not a curated record.